Paramormyrops kingsleyae is the source of this 3094-nucleotide messenger RNA. RefSeq names its product protein kinase C delta type-like. NCBI's taxonomy places the organism in Eukaryota, Metazoa, Chordata, Actinopteri, Osteoglossiformes, Mormyridae. Gene Ontology annotation, biological process: protein phosphorylation. The record is from RefSeq and is a predicted model, not a curated record. Gene Ontology annotation, molecular function: ATP binding; diacylglycerol-dependent serine/threonine kinase activity.
AGAGAGAGAGAGAGAGAGAGAGAGAGAGAGAGAGAGAGAGAGAAAGGAGAAACGCAUCGAAAGGCUUCGAAAGGCUUCGUCGGUCGCUGCGAGACGGCCAGAGAGCUGGGUGACCCGUCGCCAUGUCGCCUUUCCUGCGGAUCGCCUUCAACGCCUUUGACCUCGGCGCCCUUCCCCCGCUGACAGACCCCCCCUUCUGUGCCAUCAAGAUGAAGGAGUCACUAAACACAGAACGUGGGAAGACGCUGGUGCAGAGGAAGCCCACCAUGUACCCAGCCUGGAAGUCCAGCUUCGACGCCCACAUCUACGAGGGCCGCGUCCUGCAGGUGCUGCUCAUGAAGACAGCAGAGGAGCCGCUAUCUGAGGUCACCGUGGGCGUGUCUGUGCUGGCAGAGCGCUGUAAGAAGGCCAGCGGGCGUGCCGAGUUCUGGGUUGACUUGCAACCCUCGGGGAAGGUGAUGAUGGCAGUGCAGUACUUGGUGGAAGACUCAGAUAUUGAGAACAAGCAGCCUGCCAAGGAGCAGGAGGUCCUGACGCUGAACCGACGUCGUGGUGCCAUCAAGCAAGCCAAGGUUCACAACAUCAAGAACCAUGAGUUCAUUGCCACCUUCUUCCGGCAGCCCACCUUCUGCUCUGUGUGCCGCGAGUUUGUCUGGGGGCUUAAUAAGCAAGGCUACCAAUGCAGAGAAUGCAAUGCAGCUAUUCACAAGAAGUGUAUCGACAAGAUCAUUGGGCGGUGCACUGGAACCGCGGCGAACAGUCGGGACACUGUGUUUCAAAAGGAGCGCUUCAAGAUCGACAUGCCACAUCGCUUCAAGACCUACAACUACAUGAGCCCAACUUUCUGCGACCACUGUGGCAGCCUCCUAUGGGGUCUGGUCAAGCAGGGCCUCAAGUGUGAAGAUUGCGCUAUGAACGUCCAUCAUAAGUGCCAGACGAAGGUGGCCAAUUUAUGUGGGAUCAAUCAGAAGCUGCUUGCUGAGGCCCUGACCCAAGUCAGCCAGAAAUCCACUAGGCGCUCUGACCCUAACCUAGCGAACGAUUGUGGGAUCUACCAGCCUUUCAACAAACCCCCUGGUCUGGAUGUCAGUGCAGAUGGCUCCCAGUAUUGCAAGCUGUGGGACAGCACCACACCCCCCCGGCCCCCCUCCCGCAUCACGCACCAGACACGAGUUAACGUGGAGAACUUCAUCUUUCACAAGGUGUUGGGAAAAGGCAGCUUUGGGAAGGUGCUGUUAGCAGAGCUGAAGGGGCACAGUGAGUACUUUGCCAUCAAAGCACUGAAGAAGGACGUGGUACUUAUGGAUGAUGACGUAGAGUGCACCAUGGUGGAGAAGAGAGUACUGGCACUGGCUUGGGACAACCCCUUCCUCACACACCUGUACUGCUCCUUUCAGACCAAGGAGCACCUGUUCUUUGUGAUGGAGUACCUCAAUGGAGGAGACCUAAUGUUUCACAUACAGGAGAAGGGACGCUUUGAUCUAAGCAGAGCCACGUUCUACUCAGCUGAGAUCAUCUGUGGUCUACAGUUUCUCCACUCCAAAGGCAUCAUCUACAGGGACCUGAAGCUGGACAAUGUAAUGCUGGAUCGAGAUGGACACAUCAAGAUAGCAGACUUUGGCAUGUGCAAAGAGAAUGUGUUUGGGGAGAAUCGGGCCACAACCUUCUGUGGAACACCAGAUUAUAUUGCUCCUGAGAUCCUGCUGGGACAGAAGUACUCCUUCUCAGUGGACUGGUGGUCAUUCGGUGUGCUCAUGUACGAGAUGUUAAUUGGCCAGUCCCCCUUCCAUGGCGAUGAUGAGGAUGAACUGUUCGAGUCCAUCCGCAUGGACACUCCUCUGUACCCACGGUGGAUUACAAAGGAGGCUAAAGACCUGCUGGAGAGGUUGUUUGAGCGUGAUCCCACUCGAAGACUUGGCAUUGUUGGUAACAUACGUGCCCAGACUUUCUUCAGGACCAUUAACUGGUCUGCCUUGGAGAGGAGGGAGAUUGAGCCCCCCUUCAAGCCUAAAGUGAAAGCUCCCAACGACUGCAGCAACUUCGACCGGGAGUUUCUUAAUGAGAAACCGCGCCUCUCUCACAGUGACAAGAACUUCAUUGAUUCUAUGGACCAGGCUGCUUUCUCUGGCUUCUCAUUUAUCAACCUUAAAAUGGAGCACCUGCUGGAGAACUGAAGGAUGACCCAAAGUCCCAUUGUAGCACUCUGUGUUUCAAGAGAAACAUGAAGCCGGUGUUCCAGUCAAUCUGUCAAGGUCUCCUCUCCUGUGAUCAAACUUUCAGCUGAUGAAAAUGUUUAGUGUACUCUGUUUCAUCAUGCCUUGACACACACACCCUCCCUGUUACUUCAGAUAAGAAACAGGACUUUGUACAGGUAGCUGUUUCAUGUUUAUGUUUGGAUGUGCGACGUUUAUGUUUCCUAUUUGUAUUCAGGCAUGUGUGUGUAAGGGAAUUGGGUGUUAGAGAACACCGCUUGAGCAAGAACUGUAAGGGGCCCGUAUCUGGGGAAAUGGCUGACCCCAAGGUGAUGAUCUCCCAGGUCUCUGCUGGGAAAGCACAGGAGUAUUCAGUAUAACUGUAUUCACCACAUGUAAGGAGGCCAUCAGGCCAUGUGGAGCUCUGCAUCAUCAGGGGCCCUAUCUUUUUCCCCCAUCAUGCCUCUUCCCCAUAACAAAACAAUGCAGGCUAUCCAAAAUGGGAUAUGUAACAAGCCUCUUGUUUACAAACCUGACACUUUCUGUACACAGUGGAUCGUUCCUUUCCAAAACUUUUAAAAUUACACCUGAAAUACCAAUGUUUGCGACUUGUGAAAUCUCAAGCUAAAAUUUAUAUAUAAAUGUGGUUAUUUUUUAUAAAAGAAAAAAAAUUAACUAUUUGCUACUUUCAUGUAGCAAUGUGCAAUACCCCCUGGACAGAACCUGGAGUUAGACUUUGUGCUUGGGAUAUGAGUAUGUACGUACAUUAUUACUUGAAUGUACUUAUUUUAAUAAGAUACAGUAUAAUAUGUAUAUAUGUGUUCCAACAUGUAUUGUUUACCUACAGAUGUUCUUUUUAUUAUUCCCCAUCUUUUACAUCUUAAUAAAAGUCUAAACUUUAA